This is a messenger RNA of Cottoperca gobio, 4802 nucleotides long. RefSeq names its product solute carrier family 25 member 1a (gene slc25a1a). Gene Ontology annotation, cellular component: mitochondrion. Lineage: Eukaryota; Metazoa; Chordata; Actinopteri; Perciformes; Bovichtidae. The record is from RefSeq and is a predicted model, not a curated record. The transcript has 13 exons. Gene Ontology annotation, biological process: mitochondrial citrate transmembrane transport. The coding region runs from base 2106 to 3185 and encodes 359 amino acids. Gene Ontology annotation, molecular function: citrate secondary active transmembrane transporter activity.
UCGUUGGGGAUAGUCCACGCGACCAAUGGCUGCUAUUUCCCACUUGGCAAUUCAGCAAGUAAUGAUAAUCUAUUUAUUUCUUGCUUACCUGACUAUGGGGCUCAUUCAAAGCACAGUGCAGUGAAACUGUUUGCAAAGGGGGUGACAUCUCUCCUGCCUCGCUCUCUGUGCUGGAAUGCCAUUAGCAGCUCAUCAGGUAGGUGAGGCCUAGCAUGAAGCGCAGGAUGCGCAGCACGUUGGAGUUACGCUGGACUUUCACAUCACCAGAAAAUAAUCCUUUCAAGUCAAAAGAAGAGAUGUAGCACCGGGGGUAGAAGCACCUCCGAUAAUGUGCCAGGGUGGAAAGUAGCUGCAGCUGGUGAAAUCUUUUUUCUUCGAUUACUACUGGCACUUUGGUGAAGCACCCGUGGCAGUGACAUAUCUACUGAAACAUCAUCUUUGGACUUGUCUUGUAGUCACCCGUUUCAUGUUGGUUCUCAUACCGUUCAGACUAACAGGUAUGCUUGCGCAAAACUAAUUUUAAAAAAAGGGAGAAGGAAGUGGUCCAACAAUUCAACAACUCAAAGGGAUUCCCCGCCCCCCCAUCCUUCCUAGGGUUUUCAACAUCAAGGAAAAGAAUGUUAAAAUAUUUUUUUCUCUAUGAAACUUCUCCUGCUUGUCUUAUUUACUGUACUAAACAUGUGAUAUGAAAAUGGUACAUUUCAUGCAUUUUCUACCCCCCCUGCAUCAACAUAUAACACCCAGCGUCUUCGGCUCAAUUUGACCCGGCCAUUGAAAGUGAAGGCUAAAAGAGAGAGGACAGCCCUGGGGUAUCAUCAACAACAUGACAACAGUGAAAUAGAAGAUGGAAGUGACAGUGAAAUUGAAGAUGAUGUCUGAAGACGAAGAUAAGUAUCUGAACCUGAGCAACUGCAGUGAAUCACUGGAUGAAGAGCUGCUGGGGCUGGUUGGGGUGUGUGACCGUCUGGAGCAGCUGAGAGUUUGGGAUUUCCUGGAAAUCAGCACUGUGCAGAGGCUGCUGCACAUAAGACUGACACAAAGAUACUUACUUAACACGAUCAGAGUGAGCAUCCACUCAGUAGAUGAGGACGCUAGAGAGCAAGAAGACCAGCUAGAGGAAAUUUUGUCUUCCUCCCAGCAUCUCCCUCCUGAACUGGAUUAUUUUGCUAAAGUCCACCCCUUUGUUUGAUAUCACGUGAUUGUAGACAAGUUGUCACAAAAAAAUUAAAUGAACUAAGCAUGCAAUUCAUCUGUUUUUCAAAUCCAUAAUCACAAAAAUUAACAACAAUUGGUCAUUGUAGUUUGAAGUUUUGACACUGACUGGCUCUCGCUGUGUCAGUCUAUAUUUUUUCAGGGGGGUGGGGGUUGUGUGUGGAAACACUGGCCUAGUUUCAUUGUAAAGGGUAAUCGGGGUCGGCACCGUGUGUGCUCUGGCAUGGCGAGAGCACUAUUUAUGGGAACAAGGAUUAAGAGUCGGCAGCAAUAUACCAAACUCCUGAUUGCGUGUACUAUACUAUUUAAUCAAGGUUUUAAUCUUGUUUAUUUGAUUUCUUCUAAUUAUUAUUAUUAUUAUUAUUAUUAUUAUUAUUAUUAUUAUUAUUAUUAUUAUUAUUAUUACUAUUAUUAUUAUUAUUACAAUAUUCUAUGGCUCUUGAAGUAUAAGUAUUAGUGUACAUAUGUCUGAUGCCUCAAUAUCUUUUUAUUACAUACACAAUACAUACCUCUGCAUAUUUGAUUUGCACUGUAUUAUGGGUAUAAUAAUAUAUAUAAAAUAUUAUAUUGUAUAUGAUAAUACUGGUUCAUUUUGGUGUUAAUUGUAGAUAAUCAUAGUAUUUGACAGUGACAGACUAGAAAUUACCUCAUCACGUCAGUAAAACAGCAUCUUCCACGUUAUUGGUCGUAAAAAGUCACGCACAGUCACGUGAUUGAGUAAUGGCAUUAGGCAGCAUGGUGAGCCGAUGCCCUGCCCCAUCACCUGACCGCUAUUUGAAUAUUGAUGGUCCCAGCAAGUCGCCACCUUCCUGUAUUGUUGUUGUCGUCUGACAUUGUCUAAUUUGUAACAUAGACACAGUUGGAGAUUUUAAUAACCAGCCCUAACGACCGAAAUGUCAUCGUUGCUGAAGCCGUUUUCGGUGUAUGAGGGGCCGUGCGAGAGCUGCGGUGUCAGGAGAGGAUGCCCGAGCUCAGCUCCCCAUCGGCAGCCUCCAUCGCAGCGUCUGGCCGCCGUGGCGGGGCUGGGCUCUCUGCCGGCCCACCAGCGCUCGUACGCGGCGAGGAGAAACCUGGCGGCUGCUGCAGUCGGAGGAAGGGAAAUUACGCAUCCUGGAAAGGCCAUCCUUGCAGGUGGCAUUGCAGGAGGAAUAGAGAUCUGUAUCACCUUCCCCACUGAGUAUGUCAAGACCCAGCUGCAGCUAGAUGGGAGAGCCAGCCCACCGCGCUACAGAGGGAUCGGCGACUGUGUGAAGUUGACUGUGCAAGAUCACGGGCUCAGAGGGUUGUAUCGAGGUCUCAGCUCCCUGCUCUAUGGAUCAAUACCCAAGUCUGCAGUGAGGUUCGGCACGUUUGAGAUGCUCAGCAACCCAAUGCGAGAUGCCACAGGUCGGCUGGACAAUACGCGGAGCCUCUUGUGUGGUUUAGGAGCAGGUAUAGCGGAGGCCAUCGUGGUCGUCUGCCCCAUGGAGACGCUUAAGGUGAAGUUGAUCCAUGACCAGUGUUGCCUCAGACCUCGCUACAGAGGCUUCUUUCAUGGCGUCAGUGAGAUUAUCAGAGAACAGGGUGUAAGGGGGACUUAUCAAGGUCUGACGGCGACCGUGCUGAAACAAGGAUCCAAUCAGGCCAUCCGAUUCUAUGUGAUGAACCUGCUACGCAAUUGGUACAAAGGUGACGACCCCAGACGAGACAUGCACCCAAUGGUCACGGCGAUAUUUGGAGCGACGGCGGGAGCUGCCAGUGUUUUUGGAAAUACACCGCUGGAUGUGGUGAAGACCAGGAUGCAGGGUUUGGAGGCCCACCGCUACAAAAAUACAGUGGACUGUGCCUUCCAGAUCUUGAAGCAUGAAGGACCACAAGCGUUCUACAAAGGAACAGUUCCCAGGCUUGGCCGUGUGUGCUUGGACGUGGCCAUAGUCUUCGUAAUCUAUGAGGAGGUGGUCAAACUACUCAACAACGUGUGGAAGACCCAAUAGUUCGGGCAGACGGCGAAAGAGAUCAAGAGGGAAGCACAGACCUGUGCCUCAUGCUACGCGCAACUGAACCUCUAUUCUAGUUCACACUAGAUCUCUGCUUUGCCCUCAGCAGAUGACACUUCAUCAAGACCACUUUCCACUCUGUCACAUCAAAUAAAUGCAGGGCGCGUCCUACUGCGAUAAAAGAACGGGAGGGAGAGCGGCUGGCUUCACAAAACGACUCAGUUUAGCUUUCUUACGCGUUCUCUCUCUCUCUCUCUCUCUCUCUCUCUCUCUCUCUCUCUCUCUCUCUCUCUCUCUCUCGGUCUGACUUACGAAUCAAGAGAUCAUUUUAUUUUGAAGAACAGGAAGAGACAAAGUUGAAAGGAAAUAGUGAAGUGAUCAAACGUGUAGUCAGUUUCUUGAGUCUAUGUAGAGAAGAAACAAACCUUAUUAACCAAAGGUUCACAUUCGAGACUAAAACUUGUGUAGGUACGUCUGUUUUAGCUUUCUAUGACUGUUAUGGUACACGUUAUAGAGUGAACACUUUGUACUGAAACCAUAAAUGUGUCUUUUGAUUCACCGAGUACUUACUAUACUGAGCGAAGAACAUGCUACUGGACCCAAACAAGCUUGCUGCAGUACUUUCUAAUGUCUGUGCAGUAUUUCAACACAUGUGUUAUAUUUGCUUACCUGACUGCUUGUGGUGUCAUCAUUCGCAGUCUUUCCUCGCUGUGUCUUGGUGAUGAACUUUUAGAUACGGCUCAUUGUGCAUUUCAUGGCCCGCUGCUGACAACUGCUGAGUAUGGCUGCAUGGAUUAUGAUGUGUCCUUUGUGGUGUUACACGCCGACAGUGGUUUGCAGGCUUGUCAACAGGCUACUCAAACUGGUCUGGAGUCAGUACCUUUCUUGCAGAUUGUUUCAAAGUGUUACAACCCGAUACAAGUAGGAAACAAAAUGAUAUGUAGCACAAGAGAUGAGUCAUUAAUAGAAGUUAGUGAGCUUAUUGUUACAUGUUCAUGUUCUGUAGGUGUUCUUUACAGCUGCAUGUGAAAGCUUUAUUUGGGAAUAUUUGACCAGCGAUGCUUUGCUCAGACCCUCAGUCAGGCUGCUAUUUGUAAGCAGGUGUGAAAUAUAAAAGUGAAUUCACUUCUGCUCAAGAUGACAUGACAUGUCCGACUAUGUAAGCCAUGACUUCAGUGUGCUUGAGCCUUCUAGUGCUUCACCAACAAACUGUCCUCUAGUCAGAUAUUGUCACUUUAAUGUUUCUUUUACCUCAAGCUAAUUGCUUCACAAGCCUUUUGUACGCUAACUGAUGAAAUAGUUAAUUAGCCAUCUUUGAAUGCACGCAUUCUCGUCUUAUAAAGUGUUUACAUAAGAACGACAACAAGGAGACGGUAGAUGUGUUAGAGUGGUAUUUCAGUAAGGCUUGGUUUUGAUCCACCUAGUUGCACCACACAAGCCUUGCACAGAAGCCUUUUACUCUUCGCCAAACUACUUCAGUAGAAUCUCCAAUUUAAUAUCCCUGAUAGACGCAAAUCUUUAUUACAUUUUGAAGCAACAGCCUAUUGUUUAGUUUUCAUGUCUUUAGUUUUUUAUUAACUCACAUUUGUACUGUAUAGAAUCUGUGUGCUGCUU